Molecule: messenger RNA, 1506 nt
Organism: Stomoxys calcitrans (stable fly)
Lineage: Eukaryota; Metazoa; Arthropoda; Insecta; Diptera; Muscidae
Gene: Pex11ab
Product: peroxisomal membrane protein 11B
Exons: 3
Coding region: 203-934 (243 amino acids)
Biological process (GO): regulation of peroxisome size; peroxisome fission
Cellular component (GO): peroxisomal membrane
Source: RefSeq, a predicted model, not a curated record
CAUCUCUGUUUAACCGUAAUGUACUGUAUUCAUUUGGUAGAUUUUUAGAUUUGUUGUUUGUUUAUCUCGAACCUUUGUACCCAGCCAGCAGUGUAGAAAGCUAAGAUAAGCCGUAUUAACAAAACUCCUAGAAUAGUGCAUUAUUGUUUUAUAGUGGUUGGUAGAAGAUUACCCGUAGGUUAAAGAAUAGAAGAGCAUCACAAUGAAUAUGGACAAAUGGGUGCAGCUCAAUAAUCAAGCCGCUGGCAGAGAUAAAAUUGCACGACUAAUACAAUAUGCCUCUCGAGCUUUGUGGGAUUCUCUGGAGGCAGCCGACAACAGUCCGGCUAUGGUUGAAAACUUUAAAUCGUUGGAAUACAUUUUGAGUACAUUCCGUAAAUUGCUACGUUUUGGCAAGUGUUUGGAUGUAUUCUAUGCCAGUCUGAGAACAAUUCAUUAUCCAGACUUGGCCAUAAGGAUUACCCUCACCACAUCUAAACUGUCACAGGCACUAUUCUUGUUUGCGGAUCAUUUUCUAUGGCUGGCCCGCACGGGCCUCUUCAAGAGCGUUGACGCCAAGAAGUGGGGAAAGUAUGCCAACAAAUAUUGGUUGCUGUCAAUCAUUAUGAAUCUAUGUAGAGAUGUUUAUGAAAUAUUCCGUUUAAUGGAUCUACAUAAAGCUUCCAUGCGUAGUGGCAUUACACGAAGCAUUCCCUGUCGCAUACACUCUCCCAAGGAUUUCGGUCGUUUAGCUUUACAGUCAUAUGCAUUGGCUUUGGGACAUAAGGAUGUUUUGGUUGAUACGAUUAAGAACGUAUGUGAUUUCUUUAUACCUUUGACUGCUUUGGGCUAUACAAAAAUGAAUCCACGAACAAUCGGCAUGUUGGGAGCCAUAUCGUCCAUUGCAGGAUUAAUUGCUUUAGUCGAACCUACAGCUAAGCUAACGCCGGCAUAAGUAAUUAUUGAUUUAGAUGUUACACACUUUAUUAUGUAUGUUAUGUAUGUAUAUUAGCAGUAGUACUUGUUGAAACGAUAUACCUUAAUGUAUAAAUUAUUUUUUUAUAUAUAUAAAAGAGAUGUAUGUAAAUAUUUUUAUUGUAAGGUUGGAUUGGAUUCGAUAGCAAAUCCCACCAGUGGCUUUGAUCUGUCGAUUUUUUGGUAUCACAAUGAACGGAAAUUGACAGAUGGAUUGAAACUGCUACAAUUAACAGACCUAAACAAUGUGUUGAUUCCAUUAAUUCUACUAGGUUACUUUUGAUGAAUAGAUGGCAUUGAAAUAAGAGUGAUAAGGAUAGGUUUUAUCUUAUCUGCUGUGACAUUUAUUAAUAUUGCAAUACCCAUAGGAAAUGCCUCGAAGUAUUUAUCUAUCGUUCCUUCCGCUCAUCUGCCGAGACCACGAAUGCUUUUCAAACGACUAUACUUUUGAGCUUUGGUCGGACUCUUAUGGGUUACAUAUGUGAUGUUGAUCAGUGUAACCAGACAAUUUGAAAAGCAAUAAAAAAAAGCAAAUUAAGUGUUGAAUAUAAA